AUGGUUCUGCGUUUUCUUAUGCGGUACUUGGCCAACAACGAAAACCUCAUCAACAAAUUAGCAGAUUCAAAACCUAUAAGACGAGCCGCUCAGCUAGUUGUUUAUUAUAUGCAUCGAGCUGACCAUUACGGUAUACCAUCUAAUCGGAAGGAGCUUGGUGAGCGAUAUGCAAGUUUAUUAUCCCGUUUCUCAUCUAAUCUCAAAAAAGAAAUUGCAGCUGCUAAGGAAGACCUGAAAAAGAAACAAUCUAAGUAACAUUUAUUGUAAUGUAAUCAGAUAACUCUCUUGCGAUUAAUAAUCCAUCGCAAGUACUGCGAUGAAUCAGUUUUUUUUUCCACGAAUUGUGAAUUAGAUUUAUUAGCUUAGAAUUUUCCAUUAGUUU
Messenger RNA from Diprion similis, 382 nucleotides. Its product is annotated as protein NCBP2AS2 homolog. Lineage: Eukaryota; Metazoa; Arthropoda; Insecta; Hymenoptera; Diprionidae. The record is from RefSeq and is a predicted model, not a curated record. The transcript has a single exon. Bases 1 to 255 code for a protein of 84 amino acids.